AUGCCGUACGAGGUUCUUGUUGGAGGCUCGUGCUACACGCCUUCGGAUGCCCAGAAGCUGCGCGAGCUCAUCGACAAGUCCAGCCCCUCCAAGGUCAAGGACAUCCAGGGCCAAUGGAUCUACUAUGUGAACCUGCAGGUGUCGUCUCACGAUACUCUGGAGCAGGUUGAGGAGCUGCUGCAGGACGUUCGCGGCUGGGGGCUUGGUUCCGAGAGUCCCGGAAACGCCCUGACGAUCUACGCAACGCCUCGCUACAUCUCGCCAUGGAGCUCCAAGGCCACCAGCAUCGCCCACGUCUGCGGCCUCAGGGAGCGAGUCUUGCGCAUUGAGCGAGGCCGUCGCAUCUCUAUCCAGUUUGAGGAGCCCUUGUCCGAGGGCCGGGAUGCCACAUUCCGCGAUGUGCUCUACGACCGCAUGACGGAGCUGUGGACUGCUGAGCCGCCGUCUUUGGUGCAGAUGUUCGAGUCCAAGGCGCCGUCUUCUCUGGUUGCUGUCGACAUCUUCGCGGACAAGGAGGACCCUCUUCGGAUUCUCAGGGAGUACAAUGUCAAGAAGGGCCUCAGUCUUGACGAAUCCGAGAUGCAGUACCUCGUUGACGUCUUCACCAAACUUGGACGCCCGCCCCAUGAUGUGGAGCUCUUCAUGUUUGCUCAGGUCAACUCAGAACACUGCCGGCACAAGGUCUUCAACUCGGCGUGGACCAUUGAUGGCGUCCCUCAGGACAAGAGUCUCUUUGAGAUGAUCAAGACGACCCACAAGACCACGCCUGACUUUACUGUCUCGGCUUACAGCGAUAAUGCGGCGGUCCUUGAAGGCGACAACGCCAACGUCUGGGCUCCUGAUUACUCUACUGGCUCCUGGAAGCUCACUCCAGAAGUCGUCCAUAUCCUCACCAAGGUUGAGACUCACAACCACCCCACUGCCAUCUCGCCUUUCCCUGGAGCAGCCACCGGCUCAGGUGGAGAGAUUCGAGAUGAAGGUGCCGUUGGGCGAGGUUCUACGACAAAGGCUGGCUUGAGCGGCUUCUGGGUCUCGGACCUGCUCAUCCCCGACAACCACGCCCCUUGGGAGAGCGACAUUGGCCGACCUCGCCACUAUGCUAGCAGUCUGGACAUUAUGCUUGAGGCACCCAUCGGCAGUGCCCGAUUCAACAACGAAUUCGGACGUCCGGCUCUCGCAGGUGUCUUUAGAACUCUCCUGACACCCGAAGAAUCCCAGGAAGACCCCGACGUGUCAAGCGUUGCCAACUGGCGCGGCUACCACAAGCCUAUUAUGAUUGCUGGCGGUCUUGGAUCUGUGCGACCCCAGCACGCCCUCAAGGAGGAGCGAUAUGUCCAGGAAGGCGCCCACGUUAUUGUCCUCGGAGGUCCCGCGAUGCUCAUCGGCCUCGGUGGCGGUGCUGCCUCCAGUAGUGCCGGUGGAGAGAGCAACACCGAUCUCGACUUUGACAGUGUCCAGCGCGGUAACCCAGAGAUGGAGCGACGCGCUCAAAUGGUCAUCAACACUUGCACUGCCUUGGGUGAACACAACCCGAUUGCCAUGAUUCACGAUGUUGGCGCUGGUGGAUUGUCCAACGCUCUGCCCGAGUUGGUCAAGGACGCUGGAUUUGGAGGAAAAUUUGAGCUUCGCCAGGUGGAAAGCAUGGACCGAAGCAUGAGCCCAUUGGAGAUUUGGUGCAACGAAGCCCAAGAGCGAUACGUUCUCCUGAUCAACGCCGAGAGCAUGAACCGUUUCACAAGCAUCUGCCGCAGAGAACGAUGCGGAUUUUCAGAUGUCGGAACUGUUAUUUCCAAGAACGAGCACGGAGCUACCAGCCUGAUCCUCACAGACAGAGAGUCCAAGGAGUACCCCAGGCCCAUCGAUCUCCCCAUGGACGCCCUUUUCCCUCCCAAGCGCUUGCUCCAGCGGGAUGUUGCCUCCAAAAAGCCCACUCUGCUUCCCUUCAACGCCUUUUCUAGCCUCCAGAAGGCAUAUGGAGAACUCAGCGGUGCCGAGCUUUUCAAAAAGGCCGUUGAGCGUGUUUUCUUGCUGCCAUCGGUUGGUUCCAAGUCAUUCUUGAUUACCAUUGGCGAUCGAAGCGUUGGUGGUCUCACCGUGCGUGAUCAGAUGGUUGGACCAUGGCAGACACCGGUUGCCGACGUUGCGGUGACAGCUACGUCGUUCCAUAUCGGCACCAAGCAGAAGGGGGGUGAGGCCAUGGCUAUGGGCGAGAAACCAACGCUCGCCAUGAUUGACCCGGCAGCCUCUGCAAGAAUGGCCAUUGCCGAAAGCUUGAUGAACAUUGGUGCCGCUGAUGUCGCCGGCGAUCUGCGCCGCGUGAAGCUCUCUGCCAACUGGAUGGCCGCCGUGAACCACGCAGGUGAGGGAGCAGCAUUGUACGAAGCCGUCCGAGCGGCCAUGGAGAUGUGCACCAGGCUCCGAGUCAGUAUCCCCGUCGGCAAGGACUCGACAUCCAUGAAGGCAUCAUGGAAGAACGAGGAGGACUCAAAGAACGUCACGGCACCAGUUUCCGUCGUCAUUUCCGCCUUCUCCGCAGUUCGUGACAUUCGCAGCACUUGGACUCCCCAGCUCCGUCGCGUGGAGGACGUGGGCGAGACCAGUCUCAUGUUCGUCGACCUUGCAGAGGGACGAAGAGCCAUGGGCGGUUCAGCACUCGCUCAGUCUCUUGGUGCCGUUGGCGACAAGGCGCCUGACAUGAAGAACUUUGACCUCAUCACGGAUUACUUUGAUGCCUUGUCUCAGCUUCACCGAAGCGGUGUCGUCCUGGCUUACCACGACAGAUCCGAUGGUGGUCUUAUCACCACCGUUGCUGAGAUGAUGUUCGCCGGCCGCUGCGGCGUUGAUAUGAUGCUGGAUGGCAUCUCCAAGUCGGGCAAGCCGGAAGAUAUCAUCGAGGCCAUGUUCAACGAAGAGCUUGGUGCCGUGUUCCAGAUCCGCACUGAGGACGAAAUCAACUUCAAGCGAUGCUUCGCUACCUGCGGGCCUCCGCCCGGCCUAAUUCGCAAGUUUGGUGUUGUCCGAUCGACCUCCAAGCAGAGCCUGAACAUUCGCCACGGGGGCAUGACCUUUGCCACCCUGGACCGAACCGAGAUGCAGCAGUGGUGGUCCAAGACCUCGUACGAGAUGCAAAAGAUCAGAGACAACUCUGCCUGUGCCGAGUCCGAGUUUGGCACCAUUUCCGACUCUGCGGAUCCGGGCAUCACUUAUAAGCUGUCCUAUUCACCCGCCGAAAACAUCCUCCCCAUCACCUCGUCCAUCACCGGCUUCUUUGGAAGAAUCCCCCGCGUUGCCAUUCUCAGAGAACAGGGCGUCAACGGCCACGCCGAAUUAGCCUACGCCUUCAAGGCUGCCGGCUUCGAGCCCAUCGACGUCCACAUGACAGACGUCCUCGACGGCCGCUCUCUCGCCGACUUUACCGGUCUCGCAGCCCCCGGAGGGUUCUCGUACGGUGACGUCCUCGGCGCCGGCCAGGGCUGGGCCAAGUCCAUCCUCAUGCACGACAACACGCGCAGGGAAUUCGCCGCCUUCUUCAAGCGCCCCGACACGUUCGCCCUCGGCGUGUGCAACGGCUGCCAGAUGCUCACCCGCAUCAAGGAGCUCAUCCCCGGCGCCCAGGACUGGCCCAACUUUGUCGACAACACCAGCCAGCAGUUCGAGGCCCGCUACAGCAUGGUCAAGGUCCACGUCGACAAGUCCAAGCCCUCCGUCUUCUUCCACGGCAUGAACGGCUCCGAGCUUCCCAUUGUCGUUUCCCACGGUGAAGGUCGCGCCAAGUUUGCCUCGCCCAACUCCCUCCAGACGCUCACCGAGUCCGGCAUGGUGCCGCUGCGCUACGUCGACAACCGCGGCAACGUCACGGAGCAGUACCCGUAUAACCCCAACGGCAGCCCGAUGGGUGUCGCCGGUGUGGCCAGUCCCGAUGGCCGUGUCGUCGCCAUGAUGCCGCAUCCCGAACGUACCAUUAUGGCUGACAUUACGAGCUAUGCUCCUCCUGAGGAUAUCGAGGAAUGGGGCGAGUUUGGUCCCUGGCUGAGAAUGUUCCGCAGCGCCCGCAGAUGGGUCGGCUAG
Messenger RNA from Trichoderma aggressivum f. europaeum, 4068 nucleotides. RefSeq lists its product as uncharacterized. Bases 1 to 4068 code for a protein of 1355 amino acids. Gene Ontology annotation, molecular function: phosphoribosylformylglycinamidine synthase activity. The record is from RefSeq and is a predicted model, not a curated record. The transcript has 6 exons. Gene Ontology annotation, biological process: 'de novo' IMP biosynthetic process. NCBI's taxonomy places the organism in Eukaryota, Fungi, Ascomycota, Sordariomycetes, Hypocreales, Hypocreaceae.